Bufo bufo (common toad) is the source of this 1713-nucleotide messenger RNA. Its product is annotated as zinc finger CCCH domain-containing protein 13-like. The record is from RefSeq and is a predicted model, not a curated record. The transcript has 2 exons. The coding region runs from base 1 to 1713 and encodes 570 amino acids. Lineage: Eukaryota; Metazoa; Chordata; Amphibia; Anura; Bufonidae.
AUGAAUAGACAAUUCGCGCCUUGUGUGCGGAGCCGGAGCUGCCAUAGGACACGGACGCCGGGAUCGGUAAAUCCACGGGAUGGAGCAGGUGGUCUCCCCAUCUGUACCCGGCCUCUCGUCACAAGAGACACCAAAGACACAGGAGACACCAAAGACACAGGAGACACCAAAGACACAGGAGACACCAAAGACACAGGAGACACCAAAGACACAGGAGACACCAAAGACACAGGAGACACCAAAGACACAGGAGACACCAAAGACACAAGAGACACCAAAGACAUCAAAGACACAAGAGACAUCAAAGACACAAGAGACACCAAAGACACAAGAGACACCAAAGACACAAGAGACACCAAAGACACAAGAGACACCAAAGACAUCAAAGACACAAGAGACAUCAAAGACACAAGAGACACCAAAGACACAAGAGACACCAAAGACACAAGAGACACCAAAGACACAGGAGACACCAAAGACACAAGAGACACCAAAGACACAAGAGACACCAAAGACACAGGAGACACCAAAGACACAAGAGACACCAAAGACACAAGAGACACCAAAGACACAGGAGACACCAAAGACACAAGAGACACCAAAGACACAGGAGACACCAAAGACACAAGAGACACCAAAGACACCAAAGACACAAGAGACACCAAAGACACAAGAGACACCAAAGACACAAGAGACACCAAAGACACAAGAGACACCAAAGACACAAGAGACAAAGACACAAGAGACACCAAAGACACAAGAGACACCAAAGACACAAGAGACACCAAAGACACAAGAGACAAAGACACAAGAGACACCAAAGACACAAGAGACACCAAAGACACAAGAGACACCAAAGACACAAGAGACACCAAAGACACAGGAGACACCAAAGACACAGGAGACACCAAAGACACAAGAGACACCAAAGACACAAGAGACACCAAAGACAUCAAAGACACAAGAGACAUCAAAGACACAAGAGACACCAAAGACACAAGAGACACCAAAGACACAAGAGACACCAAAGACACAAGAGACACCAAAGACACAAGAGACACCAAAGACACAGGAGACACCAAAGACACAAGAGACACCAAAGACACAAGAGACACCAAAGACACAAGAGACACCAAAGACACAGGAGACACCAAAGACACAAGAGACACCAAAGACACAAGAGACACCAAAGACACAGGAGACACCAAAGACACAAGAGACACCAAAGACACAAGAGACACCAAAGACACAAGAGACACCAAAGACACAAGAGACACCAAAGACACAAGAGACAAAGACACAAGAGACACCAAAGACACAAGAGACACCAAAGACACAAGAGACACCAAAGACACAAGAGACAAAGACACAAGAGACACCAAAGACACAAGAGACACCAAAGACACAAGAGACACCAAAGACACAAGAGACACCAAAGACACAAGAGACAAAGACACAAGAGACACAAGAGACACCAAAGACACAAGAGACAAAGACACAAGAGACACAAGAGACACCAAAGACACAAGAGACGCCAAAGACACAAGAGACACCAAAGACACAAGAGACACCAAAGACACAAGAGACACCAAAGACACAAGAGACACCAAAGACACAAGAGACACCAAAGACACAAGAGACACCCUCCGAGGCUCCGGGGUCGAGGAAACGGCAAUGACUGGAGAUGUGGAAGCUUUGUCCACGGAUCCCUGA